AUGUCGCAGACGUGGAGCCGGUUUCUGGUGUUGGCGUUGUUGGUAGUCCUGCCUGCGGGACAGCUUCCCCUCCCUCGAACAAGUGGAUGUGGUGCACCGUCUCCAGGGGCAGCCACAGCACCGCUGCAGGAUGCGGUCGAGGGCAUUGCAGGGCUCAUGCAGCGAUUUGAGCAGAUGCAGCCGCGAAUAGCAGCACUGCCACCAGCGGAACUGCAACAAAUUGCAGAGCCGGCGCAGAGAUUGCACGAGCGCUUCGAACAAAUGCAGCAAAAGCUCGUGGCCAGAAGUGGAGGGCCAGACCUUGAAGAAGAAGCUAUCGUGUUUCACAGGGAUUUGGCAGUCUUUGUCGACCAGGUUUCAUCCAGGCUGGGCAUUGGUCCCGGAAGCCCAAAGCCUGGUCAGCUGGGCUCCGCGGGCCUGGGUGCCGGCAUGGGCCUAGGAGGAGGCGGAUUUGCGCCUGUAUCUUUGGGGAGCUUGCCGGGGCCGGAUCGUGGCUCUGUGGGACUCGGAGGCGCUGCUUCAGAGUCGACAGAGAGAAGGCUACAAGCUGCCAUGCAGGCGAUCCAGUCAGGCAUGCAGCGAUUCGAGGCGUUGCACCCCAAGCUGCCUAAUUUGCCGCCACAGGCCUUCAACACCUUGGCCAACCAGGCUCAGCAACUUCACGAGGAGUUCUUAACAUUGCAGAGGAAAGGUAUCCAGCUUGCUGGAGAUGGUCGUCAACCCAUGCUGGAGGCAGAUGCUGCGCCGUAUGCCGAUCAGCUGGAGUCCUUCGUAGCUAGGCAGAUCAACCUUGUGAAUGAAGCCGAGCAGCAGGUGCAGCAGCUAGGUGGCGCGGGAGGCUACCAGGGCAUGCUGGGAACCCGACUGCCCAGCGUGCAAAGCGCAAUGCCGGGGACAUCCAUGCCACAGAUGCAGGCCAAUCAGGCUUCACCGGCUUCCGCUCCUGGUCAGGUGACACCUACCACGGAUGCCAAACUGUCUGCCGUGAUCGACAAGGUCAUUCGGCUGAUGCAGGAGUUUCAAGGCAUCCUGCCACAGCUGUCCCGAGUGUCUCAACAGGCAAUUGCCCCUCUUGCAAACGUGGGCACGUCGCAGCAAACUCAGUUGGUUCAUGAGCUCGGUAGCUGUGAGCCAGCGGCUUGA
Symbiodinium sp. CCMP2456 is the source of this 1143-nucleotide messenger RNA. The record is from the annotation of a GenBank genome assembly. NCBI's taxonomy places the organism in Eukaryota, Dinophyceae, Suessiales, Symbiodiniaceae.